AUGCCUCGCUCCAACAGCAUUUCCUCCAUCUCGUCGGCCUCGUCCCUCGCCGAGUCCGAAGAGAGAAUGCAGAUCUUCGUCAAGAACAUUGCAGGCGACACAAUACCACUCACCGUCCCUUCAAACACCUCUAUAUCCACUCUCCGCUCGCUGCUCGCACUGCGAACCAACCUCCCGUCGUCAGACCUCCGCCUCGUCUUCGCCGGCAAGCACCUUUGCGACUCCGAGUCUACCCUCGCCGACUACAGCAUUGCGAGGGAAGCGACACUACACCUGGCCCUACCUCUGCGUGGCGGAAUGCCGCCCAAGAAGAUCCGGUGCAGCUACAAAACCUGCAAGGACGCGGCCCAGCGCAUCGUCGGCGACUGUGGCUUCUGCUCCGGCCACUUCUGCGGGAAGCACCGCCUGCUAGAGGACCACAAGUGCGAGGGGCUCGAGGAUUGCAAGAAAGAGAGCCACGAGCGGAACGCGGACAAGCUCAACUCGGAGCGGACAGUAGCUAUCAAGGGGAUAUAA
Messenger RNA from Mytilinidion resinicola, 516 nucleotides. Its product is annotated as AN1-type zinc finger protein. Gene Ontology annotation, biological process: protein ubiquitination; modification-dependent protein catabolic process. The coding region runs from base 1 to 516 and encodes 171 amino acids. Gene Ontology annotation, cellular component: nucleus; cytoplasm. NCBI's taxonomy places the organism in Eukaryota, Fungi, Ascomycota, Dothideomycetes, Mytilinidiales, Mytilinidiaceae. Gene Ontology annotation, molecular function: ubiquitin protein ligase binding; protein tag activity; zinc ion binding. The transcript has 2 exons. The record is from RefSeq and is a predicted model, not a curated record.